AUGAGCAGUCUUCUGACCUCGCGGCAAGCCGAGGAGCUGUACGCUCUCACCAUUCCAACAUCUUCUACUUUGCGCAUGUUGCUAACGCUCGUCCACAGGCACAAGUCCCUCAUUGCCUAUCUACUCUCCACCGGCCACGCCAACAGCGCACAAACAUUGCGAGAGGAGUUGAACCUCCCCGAAAGCGACUUCGACGCCGCGACUGCCAAAAAGUACGAGGGUCUAAUUGAGAAGAAAUGGACCAGUGUGGUAAGGCUCCAGAAGAAGAUCAUGGACCUUGAGUCCAGAUCGCAGCAACUACAGACAGAGCUGGACAAUGCGACACCCUCGUCGCUAGCCGCACGAAAGAACCACGAUCCGAACACAUGGCUGCCACGAGCACCAGCGAGACACACGUUGCAGUCCCACCGCCAGCCGAUUACCUGCGUCGCGUUCCACCCGCUCUUCUCCAGCUUGGCUUCCGGGAGCGAGGAUUGCACUGUCAAGAUUUGGGACUAUGAGCUAGGCGAGCUGGAGCGGACACUCAAGUCGCACACCAAGGCUGUGCUCGACGUUGACUUUGGUGGGCCGAGAGGUAACACGCUCCUGGCGAGCUGCAGCUCCGACUUGACUAUCAAGCUGUGGGAUCCUGCGGAGGAGUACAAAAACAUCAGGACGCUUCCCGGUCACGACCACAGCGUGAGCUCAGUGCGCUUCAUUCCAUCGGGUGCGGCUGGUGCUCCACUAUCUGGCAAUCUUCUCGCUUCUGCCAGCAGAGACAAAACGAUUCGGAUAUGGGACGUCACCACCGGCUAUUGCUUGCGGACACUUCGCGGGCACGGCGACUGGGUCAGGUCUCUAUCGCCAACCUUUGAUGGUCGAUGGCUGCUUUCAACUUCGUCCGAUCAAACGAGCCGCAUGUGGGACCUCUCACAGCCGGACUCAAACGCCCAGAAGCAGACCUUCCUCGCCCACGAGCACGUUGUCGAGUGCUGCGCAUUCGCACCUCCAUCUGCAUAUCAACAUCUCGCCGGUCUGGCUGGGCUCAAGAAGCCGCCGUCCGCAAGCAGUAGCGCAGAAUACCUUGCGACUGGAGGCAGAGACAAGCUGAUCAAAUUGCACUCCGCCAAUGGAGUGACCAUCAAGACGUUGACUGGCCACGACAACUGGAUUCGUAGUCUUGUAUUCCAUCCAGGCGGCAAAUACUUACUUUCAUGCAGCGAUGACAAAACCCUUCGAUGCUGGGAUCUUGCCCAAGAAGGCAAGUGCGUGCGCGUAAUCGAAGCGGCCGAUCACUUUGUCAGUUGCUUGCGUUGGGCUCCAAGCCUUUACAAAGAGGCAGAUCCAAACGGGACAGACAUCACGAAGACGAAUGGUGCUACCAAUGGUGAGAGCGCCAAGGAGCAGAUUAGGUGCUUGAUUGCGUGCGGAAGUGUGGAUUUGAACGUAAGAGUUUUCAGUGCUUAA
Messenger RNA from Lecanosticta acicola, 1446 nucleotides. The record is from the annotation of a GenBank genome assembly. Lineage: Eukaryota; Fungi; Ascomycota; Dothideomycetes; Mycosphaerellales; Mycosphaerellaceae.